AUGGAGGUAGUGGAGAAAGAAAUACUUAAAUUGUUGGAUGUAGGGAUUAUUUAUGCCAUAUCAGAUAGCCCAUGGGUAAAUCCAGUACAGAUCGCAGUUGCACUAGAGGACGAGGAGAAAACCACCUUCACGUGCCUGUGUGAAACCUUCACAUACAGACGAAUGCCAUUCAGGUUGUGUAACGUCCCUACUACAUUCCAGAGAUGUAUGGACAUGACAUUUGAGUUCAAUGAAGAUUGCAAGGAGGCAUUCGAUAAAUUGAAGAAUCUUCCAUUUGAGAUCAUGUGUGACGCCAGUGACCAUGCAGUGGGAGCAGUGUUGGGACAGAGAGUAGGAAAAGUAGCCCAUGACAUCUACUAUGCAUCAAGGGUUUUGAAUGGAGUUCAAUUAAAUUACUCCACCAUAGAAAAGGAGCUUUUAGCAGUUGUCUUUGCUUUAGAGAAAUUUGGCUCUGAGAUACCUGAUGACGAAAAAAAUGCAAAACCAAGGCUAAUAAGAUGGAUAUUGCUCCUACAAGAAUUCGACCUGGAGAUCAGGGAUAAAAGAGGAUCGGAGAAUUUGGUUGCUGACCAUCUAAGUUGCAUACCGAUUGAAGAGGAGAAUGUGCCAUUGAGGGAUACUUUCUUCGAUGAACAAUUAUUUUUCCUAAAUUCUAAAUUGCCUUGGUAUGCUGAUUUAGUCAAUUACCUAGUAACUAGCAAAAUACCUGCAGGUUGGCCUAAAGCGAAGAUAGACAAGCUUAGGAGUGAUGCCAAAUAUUUCAUAUGGGAUGACUUGUACCUAUGGAAAGGUCUCUUUGAACUAAAAAGCACGACUCGUAGGGUGCUAGACGGCGGGUUCUAUUGGCCUUCACUGUUUAAAAAUGUCUACACAUUCUUUAAAGCCACCCGUACUAACAAUUCGAGAGUGGUCUCAGAUUUUGUCAAGUCUAAUAUUUUUGUGCAUUUUGGAAUGUCAAGGGCCAUUGUUAGUGACAGGGGGACACACUUCUGUAACAAAACGAUAGUGGCACCAUUCCGAAAGUAUGGUGUCCUUUACAAGGUCUCUACGUCAUAUCACCCUCAGACAAAUGGCUAA
Messenger RNA from Coffea eugenioides, 1077 nucleotides. RefSeq lists its product as uncharacterized. Gene Ontology annotation, molecular function: nucleic acid binding. The transcript has 7 exons. Lineage: Eukaryota; Viridiplantae; Streptophyta; Magnoliopsida; Gentianales; Rubiaceae. The record is from RefSeq and is a predicted model, not a curated record. Gene Ontology annotation, biological process: DNA integration. Bases 1 to 1077 code for a protein of 358 amino acids.